Punica granatum (pomegranate) is the source of this 1384-nucleotide messenger RNA. The record is from RefSeq and is a predicted model, not a curated record. NCBI's taxonomy places the organism in Eukaryota, Viridiplantae, Streptophyta, Magnoliopsida, Myrtales, Lythraceae.
CCACACUUUGGCUCUCUCUCAAAUCCACACUUUUCCCUCACUUCUCCCUCUUAUAUAUUUAUUACAUGCAUACAUAUUACAUACAUAUUAUAGAGGUUUAUACGUAUUGCUGCCCCUUAUGUCUCGCCAUUAGAGCUUCACUUGGAACGGGCUGCUUGCUCUAAUUGAGAGGAAGGGUCUUCGAGGAAAACGAGGUUGGAAGUUCCGACGGAGGUUGUAAAUUAGUUAGUUAAUUAGUUGGUUGAGGACAUGGACAAGCUCAAUUUUGUGAAGAAUGGCGUGCUUCGUUUGCCGCCCGGGUUCCGGUUCCACCCCACCGACGAGGAGCUCGUGGUCCAGUACCUCAAGCGGAAGGUCUACGCCUGCCCUCUCCCGGCCUCGAUCAUCCCCGAGGUCGAUGUCUGCAAGUCUGAUCCCUGGGACUUGCCAGGGGACCUGGACCAGGAGAGGUAUUUCUUCAGCACGAGGGAAGCCAAGUACCCGAACGGGAACCGGUCGAACCGCGCAACUGUUUCUGGGUACUGGAAGGCCACCGGGAUAGACCGGCAGAUCGUGGCCUCGAGGGGAAUCAACCCGAGCCAGAACCAGCUCGUGGGGAUGAAGAAGACUCUGGUUUUUUACAGAGGGAAGCCCCCGCACGGGACCAAGACCGACUGGAUCAUGCAUGAGUAUCGCCUCGUCUCGCCCGACGCCAACUCCCCACACAGGAUGAACUUGAACCAUAGUCCGGAGAACUGGGUCCUCUGCCGCAUAUUCCUGAAGAAGAGAAGCAGCAAGAACAACGAUGGCGAUGACAAAAACAACGGCAACAUUGAUGUCGCGAGCAGAGUUGUUGGGAAGAGCAAUACCAGCAGCAACAGCAACAACAACAACAACAACAAUAAUCUCAUGCCGGUUUUCUAUGAUUUCAUGGGCAGGAAUCGGAACCACAAGUCCACCGAUCUCAACCUCGCUCCCGACUCCUCGUACUCGGGCUCGAGUGGGGUCACGGAACUAUCCUCCCACGAAUGCGACGACCCCGAAGAGAGCAGUAGUUGCAAUAGCCUCCCUUACUUCAGAAGAAAACCUUAAGCUUAGUAACCUUAAGCGUAGUGAGGGAAGACGAAUCUCAACAGUCUUGAUGUGUUUCUUAAAGUUGUUCGUUCUACCACAAGUUGACCUAGUUCCCGGUUCUUGAUUAAAUAACCCACAUCUGAGGAAAGUGAGAAGAAGCCUCUUCCAGUGUUUGGUUACCGACGGGUCGAUGACCCGUCGAUCGGCAUUGGCACGACGUCUAGCUUAUGCUUACAGUGCUGUGUUAUGUAAUCAGACCCCGAGAAAGAAAAAAAGAAAUCGAACUUUAGUGAAGUUUCUUUGCUCCAUCCAUAAUUUGCCUAAUGGGGUA